AUGGCUUACGGACAGAUAAAAGAACAGUGUACAUUGACCUCUGUAUUUUAUGAAAAUUAUAGUCUUGAUGACACCUAUUCUGCUGAUGAGGAUUUUGAUUAUUCCUUAGUGGAAGAGAAUGAUGUGAUCAUCGAACAUAUUGAUGAUAUUGUUGAUUACCUGGAUUCACACGUCCGAACACGGCAUCGUGACCGAUCGUCUUCCAGCAAUAGUCGCUCUUAUUCCUCAACUAUUAUUAAACUCUUAACAUCAUCUCAAAAACUUUUGCAACAACAAUGUAAACAUCGUCAAAAUCCGCCAAAAACUCAAACAAGAAAAUUUAACCAACGAGCCAAAAGACAAAUCCGAUCAUUAAAAACUAACGACUUAUCGAAAUUAUUUCAAUGUGACUAUGAUUUGAAACAAGAACAAGAGUUAGAGGAAGAAAAACUUCGUCUUAAUGCAGAAAAAAAAGAAAAGGAUGAUGAAAUUGUGCCCGAAAAAGAAACGAUCAUUAGAGAAACUACCGCUAUAGCAGUCAAGUCAGAAUUAGAAAUUAAAAAACGAAAACAAAAAUACCACAAACAUCAUCGGAGACCACCACUGCGUUCACUAUCUGCUCCUUCUCCUGAGACCAAAAAACAGCCCGACACUUUAAAACCUGAACAGUCAGCGAGUUUUAUGGCAUUUCGACGCUAUUUUUAUUAUCACUAUCGUGAAACAAUUCAAACAUCACUAACUUUUUCAAGAGAUGGAAUUACAAUCAAAAAUGUUCGAUUAGUACCACCGAGUGAAAAAAGGUAUUCAACACAGGAAAAGUUCAUGAAAUUCCUGAAUAAAAAUCAUGACGCACAGGAUAAUCGAAAAAUACCAGAUUUGGUCUUUCAUGGAACACAUAUGAACAAUAUGCAGAGUAUAAUUAACUAUGGCCUUUUAGUACCAAACCGAAAAUAUUCCGAUGAUCGUCCAACUAUCGCCGUGAAAAAUGGCAGUGCUUACGGCGUAGGAAUCUACACAAGUACAUCAGCGCAAUAUUCAACUGCCUACACAAAGGGAACAAACACGAUGUUGGUUUGUGCCGCUAUCACUCAUCUGCCAUCGGUAUCAUCAUCAAAGACAACGAUCAGUAAACAGAAGGAAGUACAACAAUGUGGUCACAUUGUAGUUAUAAGGCACGAAGCUCGCAUUUUGCCGUUAUUUCUAAUAGAUUUUCAUCGUAGUUGUAAUCAGAGUGGAUCAAUCAAUCGCUCAAUAUUUCAUUGUGAGAGUAGUAAAACUAUUACUUCGGGGGUUCGACAAACAAAAUUAGCACAGUUGCAGCUAAUGAAAAGACGAAUUGAAACUAAUCCAUUUCGACAAAUCCCAAAACGACAUUUGAGAAAACUACUGGCACACAAGAAUACUAUAAGAUUACAAUUGCGACAAUAUCAGAAACAAAUAAUUAGUUAA
Molecule: messenger RNA, 1428 nt
Organism: Didymodactylos carnosus
Lineage: Eukaryota; Metazoa; Rotifera; Eurotatoria; Philodinida; Philodinidae
Source: the annotation of a GenBank genome assembly